UGCUCUUCAGUCUCCCGUCCCGAGCUGGAGAAGCUCUUAAACAAGAUGCUGGACGAGCGGAAUGCUGUGCCCAAGAAGGACGAGAAAAGGCAAGUCCACACAAAAAAAGAUAACAUGGAAGACAGGCUUGUCAAACAGCUUAGGGAUGACCUGAGGGAACAGAAGCUCUUGCACGCAUCUCCUGGUGGCCUGGAGGAGCCGACCGACUUGCCGCCACAAGUUCAAGAGCCUCUCGCGGUACCUGCCCUGGCCAGGGCCGAAGAGAGUGGGGCAAGGGGCUCCUACGCAGAUGCCAUGGCUGCAGUGACUGAGGCCAGGGCUCAGGCCGAGGCGAGGGCUGUACUCGCCGAGGCUAAGGCAGAGCAGUCUGAGGCCAGGGAAAAGGAAAUAGCAACCAAACUGGAGCUAGCUGAGGCCAGGACGGAAGAGAUUGAGGCGAGACUGGAGCAGGCCGAGGCCAGGGCAGAGCACAGAUGA
This is a messenger RNA of Ixodes scapularis (black-legged tick), 477 nucleotides long. RefSeq lists its product as uncharacterized. The record is from RefSeq and is a predicted model, not a curated record. Lineage: Eukaryota; Metazoa; Arthropoda; Arachnida; Ixodida; Ixodidae. The transcript has 4 exons. The coding region runs from base 46 to 477 and encodes 143 amino acids.